CAAAUGAGCCUAGUGAGUGAACACAUCAGAGUCUAUCUGGAGGCAAUCACCACACAACCAUAGCUCAGUAUCUUUGAGUGAAAAAAUUGGUUCAUGAUGAAAAGUUCCAUCCAUAUGUGUAGAUGUUUCCUGAUCUUAUCCAACAUUCUUUUUGCUAUGGUGGGUUUUGGACUAGUCUAUCUGGGAAUAAGGAUUUGGAUCCAUGCUGCAUUGACAGGAUUUUACCAAAUCAGUCUAAAAACAUCACCGUUCACUAUUGGUUUGACGGUGUUGAUUAUCACCGGUACUCUGAUAACACUGGUCGGUCUUCUGGGCAAUCUUGGUGCAUGUAGCUUCAAAAUAUCUGCUCUUAAUUUGAUGUCAGACGAGUUGUCAGAGUUCUACCGCGAGCUCUACACUAAAGAUCCCCUGAAAAGGAGUUACAACGAAACCAUGAUCCUCAGCGUAUUGCAUAAAACGUUUGACUGCUGUGGCAUUGGUGAAUGGAUUGAUUAUUUUAAAGACACCUGUCCAGAAGACUUCUUGCAUGAGGAAAGCGAAUUUCCUAACUGUCCCAUUGUGAUCCAGGACAUGUUCAACUCCAAAGCGCCUCUGGUGUUGGUUGGGUUUCUAGGGAUUGCUGGAAUCAUGAUGUUGGCCCUGGUGUGUAGUGUCAUCUUCAGCAGUUACAUCUCAAAUAAUCCUCCAUCUUCUGGAACCAACUCCGAGUUGGAACGUUUACAUAACGCAUGUAUUGAGAAUUUGUUAAAUUACUUAAUUUCGUUCUGUAAAUAAUUAGGUGUGUAAUGCAUUGUUACCAUGGAUAAGAACUGGUAGUUUCAUGGUUUAUCAUAGUUUUUCCAAAACUGGGCUUUUAUAAGACUCAUAAUGCAUGAAAUAAUUAUAGAACAAAUUUAUUUUUAUAUAUAUCCAAACAAAGGUGCUGCAUAUAGCAUGAGCUGUUUAUGGUGUGAAUAAGAUUGUGUAAUUUUGCAAUUUAAAACAAAAACAGCAUGGUCUGGCUUUAGCUUUGUGAAAUUAUGCUAAAUAAAAUAUGUGCAUGAAACAAAAACAGCAGAAAGCCUGAAUUAAAAGUAAAUUCCUUCUCUGACAACCGGUGGCACUUAUGGAGCAGAAAACUUUGUAAACAAAGCAGCACAAGUUGUUAAAAACACAAAUUUCUUCUGCAUUAUACCAGGUACCAUUACACUCAAGUACAGAGGCCAAGGGGACCCCAUUUAAACCACUUAAAAUGCGAAAGGCCACAAUUUACAAUUAACAUAACAAGACUUUAAGCUGAUAUUUGCAGUUUUACGGAUUUAGAAAUGCAGUUUAAUUUGAUACUGUGGUUAACAAAAAAAAAGAAAAAAAAGUUUAUUUCUCAUCUAAGCCCUGCUUGUCAUUGUUAUAUUUAAAACAAUACUAAACAUGAAAAAAGUUAAAAAUAAAUAAAAACUGUUCGUUUUGCUAUAUUAAUGCAAAAAAAGCAUUCAUACUCAAACUCAGAAUUUUACUGAGCCCAAAAUAUGACUGUUUGUAUUACUGAGCAGUAAAUACACAAUUAGACAUAGCUAUAACAUACAUAUGUUUGAUAACUGUAAAAGAUGGGCCUGGUAGUCUUCUCCCGAAUACUGUCUGUUUCUUCGUUGGUUACUUCCUGCUUUGUACCCUAUUUGAACCAUGCAAAAUAUUGCCUGUUCUCACUGCCUUACUGAGCAUUAAUCUUUUAUUGUGUUGCCCUACGUUUAUGACCAUUGUGCCUGCUUUGUUUGAUUCUGCCUUUUGUAUGACCGUUUCUGCCUUGUUUGCCUGGUUGGAUACAGUCUAGUGCAGUGGUCUCAAACUCACUUCCUGGAGGGCCACAGCUCUGCAGAGUUUAGCUCCAACCAGCUCCA
Molecule: messenger RNA, 1874 nt
Organism: Carassius auratus (goldfish)
Lineage: Eukaryota; Metazoa; Chordata; Actinopteri; Cypriniformes; Cyprinidae
Product: tetraspanin-18-like
Exons: 8
Coding region: 94-774 (226 amino acids)
Cellular component (GO): membrane
Source: RefSeq, a predicted model, not a curated record